This is a messenger RNA of Cricetulus griseus (Chinese hamster), 746 nucleotides long. NCBI's taxonomy places the organism in Eukaryota, Metazoa, Chordata, Mammalia, Rodentia, Cricetidae. The record is from RefSeq and is a predicted model, not a curated record.
ACGACGGUUCUUGGGCGUGUGGGUGGAGGAGAGCUGCAGGCUCUGAGCCGCUUGGAAAACAUUCUUGACUUCGUCUGCACCACCUGCCUGGGAGAAGAUGGUCAACGUUUUGAAAGGAGUGCUUAUAGAAUGCGAUCCUGCCAUGAAGCAGUUCUUGCUGUACUUGGAUGAGUCCAAUGCCUUGGGGAAGAAGUUCAUCAUUCAAGAUAUUGAUGACACACAUGUGUUUGUCAUUGCGGAGCUGGUCAAUGUCCUCCAGGAGCGAGUAGGGGAACUGAUGGACCAGAAUGCCUUUUCUCUUACCCAGAAGUGAAAAUACUAGCUGCUGAGCACGUGGGAAUUACAAACCACAGACAUGAGAGAGGCCCCAUUCAGAGUCUCCUACAGUGUGUAGACAUUUCAUGAGCAUUUUGUGGGGAAGGCUGCAGGGCCAUUGAUUCAGACAAAAGCCCCAACUGAUUUUUUUGAAGAAGAACUAACAAUUGGCUGCAAUUUGGCUUUUAUUAUUCCUUAUUAAAACAAUCAUAAUUGUGCUGGUUCGAUGGUUCAGUUGGUAAAGGCCCUUGCCACCAAAUCUGACAGCCUGGAUUUGAUCCCAGGGCAGGGAAGAGCUCCCACAGUUGUCUCCUGACUUCCCUGUGUGUACCUCCCUCCCACACAAAUAAGUAAACCUAAUUAAUAAUCAUAAAUGGUUCCCCUACCUUUUUUUUUUUAACACCAAUUAAAUACACCAGAAAAAUAGUGGA